Messenger RNA from Triticum urartu, 1673 nucleotides. RefSeq lists its product as uncharacterized. The record is from RefSeq and is a predicted model, not a curated record. Lineage: Eukaryota; Viridiplantae; Streptophyta; Magnoliopsida; Poales; Poaceae.
GUCGACCAAUACAGUACACCAUUUCAAUCAUCAAAAAAUAAUACAGUACGUGAGCAGUUCGUCUCAUCGCUCCACCACCUCACGUACGCCUAUAUAAGCAGGCCUAGUUUCUUCUUCUUCCCUCAGACCAGUACCAAGGCAUUCUGUUAGCCAAGAGCAAGAAAGCUAUAUCGACACCGAGGCCUUAAGCUCCAAGAGCAUGGCCCGCAUUGCAGUGCUCUUGCUGGUGGCGCUGCUCUCCUUAGCCGUGCAUCUUGCUCCGUCCGCGGCAUGCCGAUCCUGCCCGACCACAAAGCCUUCGCGGCCUCCACCGCGUAAGCACAAGUCCCGGCCAUCGUCCGUACCCUGCCCACCGCCUUCGCAAACUCCCACGCCCUCACCCACACCCACACCCACACCUACUCCAGUGACUCCGACGCCGGCACCGACCCCGAUUGUGUCCUGCCCUCCACCUACAAACACUCCCGCACCCACGCCCAUACCGACCCCGGUGAUACUGCCAAUACCAACCCCUAUAACUCCGACGCCGGCACAGGCCCCCGUCUCUCCAACACCAACCCCGGUGACCCCAACACUGACCCCUGUUUCGCCGACGCCGGCACCGACCCCUAUCUCUCCAUCACCAAUCCCGGUGGCCCCAUCACCGACCCCUGUGAUGCCACCAACACCGACCCUUGUGACCCCGACACCAGCACCGACCCCUGUCUCUCCAACGCCAACUCCGAUGGCCCCAACACCUACCCCUAUGAUGCCGCCAACACCAACCCCUGUAACGCCGACGCCGGCACCGACCCCUGCCUCUCCAAUGCCAUGUCCGGUGGCCCCAACACCGACCCCUGUGAUUCCAACGCCAGCACCGAGCCCUGUCUCUCCAACGCCAACCCCGAUGGCCCCAACACCGACCCCUAUGAUGCCGCCAACAUCAACACCUGUGACUCCGACGCCAGCACCCACCCCCGUCUCUCCAACGCCAACCCAGGUGCCCCCAACACCGACUCCUAUGAUGCCGCCAACACCGACCCCUCUGACUCCCACCCCAGCACCAACCCCUCUCUCUCCAACACCAAGCCCGGUGGCCCCAACACCGAAACCUGUGAUGCCGCCAACACCCACACCUGUGACUCCGACGCCAACCCCAGCCCCGGUCCCAGCCCCGGCGACACUGACUGGCAAGUGCCCUGUGGACACGCUGAAGCUGCUGGCGUGCGUGGACGUGCUCAAUGGGCUGCUGCACGCGGUGAUCGGUGGUAGCGCCAGCGAUUCAUGCUGCCCGUUGCUGUCCGACGUGGCCGGCCUCGACGCCGCUCUCUGCCUUUGCAGCACCAUCAAGGUCAAGGCCCUCAACACCAGCCUCGUGCUGCCCAUCGCCAUCGAGGUGCUCGUCAACCAGUGCGGCAAGAUAGUGCCGGACGACUUCCACUGCCCGAACUAAGCUUCAUCGAUUACUAUAUGUAUGUACUAUCAGUAUCACCUGCAUCUGAAUGCGAUACGUGCAUUAAAUUCUCUCGUGUGGUCACACAGGUCACGUAUCGAAGUGUAAUAAUCUAUAUGUACAUGGAUUUGCAGCUCUGACUUGCUACUUGUGACGCGGAGCUGUGGAGCAUGCAUACAUUGUGUUUGUGUAACUGCGUAUCAAAUAGUAACCGUGUAACAAGUUACCAAUUGUGGUCUUC